This is a messenger RNA of Diachasmimorpha longicaudata, 2799 nucleotides long. RefSeq lists its product as uncharacterized. Bases 438 to 2108 code for a protein of 556 amino acids. The record is from RefSeq and is a predicted model, not a curated record. The transcript is spliced from 5 exons. Gene Ontology annotation, cellular component: plasma membrane; cytoplasm. Lineage: Eukaryota; Metazoa; Arthropoda; Insecta; Hymenoptera; Braconidae.
AUUUUCCCUGACAAAUUGAAACUUAACAUUUUUUCCUGAAAUGCAAUAAUUGAUAUUGCUGCAUUCAACUAUCCUUCAAUUGUCUACGUCAAUUGAGGUCAAUUAUACUUGAUACAGUAAUUUUACGAUUUUUUUCUCUCAACGAAACGGUAGUUUAGGGACAAGUCAAUAUGGUAGAAACGUUGAAUUUUUUAUUCAACCGCGUACUAUUAAUAUACUGGUCUUAGGAUAAAAAUUGUAGGAUUAAUGAGUGUUAAUUAUUCCUCUGAUGUCUCAACGAGGGAGAAAUUCACAAUUCUACGUUAAUGAACAAUUGAAUGUAUUGUGUAUUCUACAACAUAAAAUAAACAAAAUUAUCUAAUAAGUCAAAUAAUGAGACUUCGGUUCACCGUAAAAAGGCCGUCCAACCGAGAUAAAAACCGUCCAGGAAGUUGAAGAUGCUGCAGGCCGUGCGUUUAUUAACGGAAUUGGCAAGACCCAGUGAUAAUCGUCGUGACAGCGACAUGGAGCCAGCGCAGGCAUCUUCGAGCGAUGUGUCCGUGCAAUUUCGUGAGAUAUACAAAAAUGGCUGGCUGAGAAGAACCGACAAGACUGACAAGGAGACCAGUCGUUUCUGGGUUGCAUUCUGUGUUCACGAUGACACUGAGCCCAGGCUCGAGGGUUUCAGUGACCAAAAACAGGCGACAACCCACUCACCCCUCUGGGCAAACUCACUGCGUGGUAUUCAGCACAUUUCCCCCACACUUUGUGCCACAUCCAGGCACGACUACGAAUUUUGCGUUAAUUUUAAUGACGACAGGGUACUGAGACUGGCUGCACCCACUUACCAGGGAAUGCUAGAUUGGGUGCAACUGGUGACGAGGAAAUUAACGGAUAUGAAGAUACUGAGACCAAAGGAGAAUGUUUAUUCGAGAGGUCCUGAGAGAAUAGCCACGAGGGAUCCAACUAGUCCACUGCCACCACCACCAUUGCCAUCUGGAUCGGAAGGAACUGUUCAAACUCCACCGGGUACACCCUCCAGUGGACCCAGCACAUCCAGCCCUGGGUUGGAGUUGGAAGCAGUUGUUGAACCACAUCCAAUGGUUUUCACAUUUGAGGACAUCACGAUUGAAGAUCGAAGAAGGCCUGUGCAGGCGCAAACUCAGAGGACCACACCGCCAACUCCGAGUCCCAGAGUUAUUCCUGCUGCUGACCCUGGGGAAUCGGGAUAUGAGAGCAUUUUCAUGGCCUCCUCGUACGCUGUACCUGGUGAUUCAACGAGGACAGUCACCAGGGAGCCUGUGGUUACUCAGGAGCCGUCGAAUGAUAGGUAUGCAGCGCUGAUGGAGUACAGGAGCUCGGGGCCUUCGGAAAAUCGAGAGAAUGCUCGAAGUGCGUCAGCUACUGAAAAUAUACGACAAGCGCCUGCAACGAGUGCCAGGGCUGGUGGUGAAACGAGAUCAGGGGCAGCGAAUAUUCCCAGACAGCUCACACUCCGGGAGCAACAGAUCUAUCAGCUGAAACGAGAGAUGAGUCAUCGGGCUGGGGUCAGACUGCAAUUGGGGAGGAGGGACUGUAAAGACAGCAUAGCCUUUGUUGAUAGCUUUGGAUCCAUCUGGGUUGCUGGCUGGAAACAAAAAGAACAUCCAUUUCUCUACAACGUUCUCCACGUAGGAGAUAUGGUGAUCAGUGUUGCGGGUAUUACGCCACCAAAUGCGGCGACAAUUCGUGACAUUAUGAAGGGAAUGACCACGCCACGUGUUGAGGUGAUUGUCCGUCGUCUACCGUAUGCCCAAGCAAUGACCUUGACCAAACGAACCGAUAGUGACGAUUUUGGCCUCGAAGUUAAUGGCAACGAGGUAUCCGGGGUUUCGGGUGUUGCUUUGAAUCUUGGAUUAUCACCACUCGCUGACGCAACAGAUCCCACAGCCCCUGCUGGCUCCAAUACGACCUGGACACUCACGGAGAUUAAUGGUCGACCGUUGAAUAUAUUCGAUGGCGGUGCAGCUGAACGAUUGAGGGCUGUUGGACGAGAUAUUUCUAUUGUUAUUCAACCGACAGAUCUUGUGUCGUCGCUGCGUAAAAAAUUACGCUCUAUACGCAGCUAUAAAAACUUUAUUCUACAGUGAAUUCAUGACGUCCGGAAGAAUGUAUAGAUUUUUUCUCUAGGACAUGCAGAUUCCAGCCAAUUCGCAGAACAUUCUAUAGAAUAUAUUUAUACAAUUUUUCCAACGUGAUUAAUUCUAAUAAAUUGAACAUAAUUUUUUAAUUGAACGGUACUGCUAUCCGCGACAAAUCGCGACAGGCCAAUUUGACAGCUAAAUCACAAAGAUAUGAGAUAUGAGGGGAGAAUGUAUGGUAAUCUGUAGAGCAAAGCGUAUACUGUGAUAAUUUAUACGUACGCACGUGUACGUUACAACCGCGUUUACGUUGGCAGCACGAGAACGUACUAAUGUUUUGAUAAAUAAAAGUAGCGACCGAUGACAGGACCAAAGGAGGAUGAAGUUAGGAGUGAUUGAUUCUAUGAAUGAUUGGAAGGGGAUAAAUUGAGUCGGUGGAGAUAUAUUCGCUAUGAAAAAUAAUAAUUGUAGAGGGGAGGAGUAAAAUGGAUCAUUUUUGUCAUUUUCUCAAGUUAUUAAGGCCGGUCCAUUCUACCCCACAAAUGCUAUAGCAUAUACAAGUUGGUGAGUAUUACUCGUCGUAUAAAUCACACGUUGAAAAUGUAUUAUUCCUGUGAGAGCUAUUAUGUUAUUAUCACUCGAGGGAUUUGAUGGACUGAUAAGUUGGACAUUUUGGAGAAUAAAAUUGUUUAUACCACUG